CCCACCAACACAACGGUCCCGUGAUCUCACCGCCCCAGACCCCAGAGUUGAUGCCUUCCUCCCAAUAAUCGUCGGCCCUCUCCUUCUCCCACCGUCCUCCCCCAACUUCCCCCGCCGCCGAGCAACCCCGCGUGCACAUCAGCCAUGAGCGACUUCAAGCUGUCAGCUACUCUGCGCGGCCACGAAGACGAUGUCCGAAGCGUCGCCUUCCCCUCCCCCGCCUCGGUCGUGUCCGCUUCUCGAGACUUCACAGUGCGCGUGUGGUCGCAGCAAACCGCCAAGCCGCCAACAUGGGACAGCACCAUCAAGACACACGGCAAGGAGUUUGUCAAUUCACUCGCCAUUGUGCCGCCGACAACGGCGUAUCCCGAGGGUCUGAUUGUCUCGGGCGGCAAGGACCAGAUCAUUGACGUGCGACAACCGAGCAAAAACCUGGACGAUGACGCCGAGGCUCUUCUGAUAGGGCACGGCAACAACGUAUGCGCACUCGACGCUAGCCAGGACGGAAAAUACAUUGUGAGCGGCGGCUGGGACACGGAGGCGCGCCUGUGGGAGGUCGGCAAGUGGGGCGAUUCGAAGCUCCUUCCUGGCCACGAGGCGUCUGUGUGGGCCGUUCUUGCCUACGAUAGCAACACCAUCAUCACGGGAUGCGCCGACAAGAAGAUCCGCAUCUUCCAGACCUCAGGGAAGCAGGUGCAGUCAAUACAGGCCCCCGAAGUCGUGCGCGCCCUGUGUCGACUGCCUGCAAACCAUGCCUCGGGCGCACACUUUGCCUCCGCUGGCAACGAUGCUAUCAUCCGCUUAUGGACUCUAAAUGGAAGGCAGAUAGCUGAGCUUCACGGUCACGAGAACUUCAUCUACUCGCUGGCAGUGCUGCCCAAUGGCGGACUGGUGAGCGCAGGCGAAGACCGGACAGUGCGGGUAUGGGAAAAGAACCAGUGCAUACAGACCAUCACACACCCAGCGAUUUCCGUAUGGACGGUUGCUGUGUGCCCAGACAAUGGCGACAUUGUCACCGGUGCGAGUGACAAGCUCGUUCGCAUCUUCACCCGCGAGCCAGAGCGGCUCGCCUCCGAGGCCGAGAUCCAGCAGCUCAACGACGAUGUCAAGGGCUCAUCGAUACCACAGCAGACCGUUGGAGACAUCAACAAGGAGAAGCUCCCAGGACCCGAGUUCCUGACCCAGCGAUCGGGCACCAAGGAGGGCCAAGUCCAGAUGAUCCUCGAAGCAAACGGCAAUGUCUCGGCAUACCAAAUGGUCGGCACUGUGGUUGACUCGGCAGGCAGCGGUGGACGCAAGGUAUCGCAUAACGGCAAGGAGUACGACUAUGUGUUUGAUGUAGACAUUGAGGACGGAAAGCCACCACUCAAGCUUCCUUACAAUCUCAACCAGAACCACUACGAAGCUGCGCGAAAAUUCAUCGAGGACAACGAGCUACCCCUGACCUACUUGGACCAGGUGGCAAACUUCAUCGUCCAAAACACACAGGGCGCAACGUUGGGGCAGGCUGCCGGACCAGGUGCAGAUCCAUGGGGUUCAGAGUCGCGAUACAGGCCAGGCGAUGCGAACCAAGUCUCACAGGCGCCCCCAACACCUGCAGCCCCAAAGAUUCUUCCCCAGAAGGAGUAUCUCCCCAUCGCAUCAGGAAACCACAAGGUCAUCUUCAAGAAGCUGCAAGAGUUCAAUCAGGCAUUGAUCGAUGAGGGGCACAAGGGCAUCUCGCUCAAUCCUUCCGACGUAGAACAACUGAGCACCACCGUAUCAGCAGUAGAGAAGGGUAAUGGAAAGGGUGUCGAUCUUACAGGCAUUGAUCUCCUUCUCAAGGCAGCGACACAAUGGCCGGCAGAAAAGCGACUGCCCGCGCUAGACAUGCUUCGGCUUGUUCUCAUCUUCGAAGAGCCGACAGCACACAUUGUUUCGCCUGAACAGAACUUUGUCUCGUCGCUCACCGAGUCUGGCGUCUUCACCGAGUCAUCACCACCAAAUAACACCAUGAUGGCUAUCCGUUGCGUCAGCAAUCUGCUCCAGACGGACAAGGGCCGCAUGCUGGCGAGCACUGAGUUCGAUCAGAUACACCCACUGCUGUCGUCAUUUCUGACAUCAUCAAAUCGCAACCUCAUCAUCGCGCUGACGACCCUCUACAUCAACUACUCGGUUCUGCUUACGUCAGAGAACAACGCGGACCGCGCCUUGUCGCUUCUGGAUGACCUGUCCAAAAUUCUUACCUCAGCUACCGACUCGGAAGCCGUUUACCGCGCUCUGGUCGCCACUGGUACACUUCUGUCUCUAGGGCCCGACUUCUGUGAGGCUGGUAGAGACAUCCUCCAGAUUGGCGAUGCGGUCUCGCACGCAGAGCGCAAGGUCAAGGAGCCGCGGAUAAGGAACGUCAUCGCGGAGAUUCGCGAGAAGCUGCAGGGCUGAAUUAGAACCGCCUUGUCAGGCUCCGACGGUUCGAAGGGAAAGACACGUGCAAAGCGCGUCUAGACCUAUGCACUAGUCGCCAAUACGCAUUGUGGAGGAAUGUAUCAUACAGGUAUUUUGGCAUAGACGGAUUGAAUGAGUAUGAAAGCGGAACGAGCAAGCAUCCUGACGGCAUUUUUCAGCGAGCAAGUAGUAGCAUCACACCGCCAUGAAGGCUUGAGAUAGCGGCGAAUAACGAAGAAUUGAUCAAAAC
Molecule: messenger RNA, 2674 nt
Organism: Parastagonospora nodorum SN15
Lineage: Eukaryota; Fungi; Ascomycota; Dothideomycetes; Pleosporales; Phaeosphaeriaceae
Exons: 3
Coding region: 145-2421 (758 amino acids)
Biological process (GO): proteasome-mediated ubiquitin-dependent protein catabolic process; ubiquitin recycling
Cellular component (GO): nucleus; cytoplasm
Molecular function (GO): ubiquitin binding
Source: RefSeq, a predicted model, not a curated record